AUGGAGUCUGCUGCGGCCAAGAAAGUUUGUUACUACUACGAUGGUAAGCAACUAACACUUAUCUAAAGUGAUUAUUUAUAAUGGCCAUUUUCCGCAGUUCUUUCUUUAUUGUUGACUUUCUCAUGUUAAUGCAUUUUCCCGAAUUUGCAAGUGCCUAAGUACGCCACACAUAUGUCCCUCUGUUUUGCCAUGUCUUCCGUUUCACUGCCAGUUUAUCACUCUAGCUCUCCCUCCGAAUGUCAUUUGUGCUUGCGUUUGAGCCAUAAAUACAUCCGAAUUUACUCUCGAUUCAGUGGCUUUCAUGCGCUUACCGCAAUGCAUUUGUCCCUUGUGUUUCCCCUUGCCUUGCAUGGAUGAUUGCCCCUAUGUGUGGUUCACGGUCUAAUUUCUCUCCGGUUCUGUCUUUUAAUACUGUGGUAACAGUGUUACCUUUUGUGUGAGACCCCAAUUCUCUUUUUCAGGUGACAUUGGAAAUUAUUAUUAUGGACAGGGGCAUCCAAUGAAACCCCACCGUAUACGAAUGACCCACAAUUUGCUUUUAAAUUAUGGACUAUAUCGAAAGAUGGAAGUCUACCGCCCGUGCAAAGCUUACUAUGACGAUAUGACCAAAUUCCACAGUGACGAAUAUAUUAAGUUUCUGAAAAGCAUCCGACCUGACAACAUGCACGAAUUCACAAAGCAAAUGCAGCGCUUUAAUGUAGGCGAGGACUGUCCUGUUUUCGAUGGCCUUUUCGAGUUCUGCCAACUUUCCGCCGGAGGAUCUGUGGCUGGUGCUGUUAAAUUGAAUAAGCAGCAGACUGACAUUGCUAUUAACUGGGGUGGUGGUCUGCAUCAUGCCAAGAAAUCUGAGGCCUCGGGGUUUUGCUACGUCAAUGAUAUUGUGAUGGGCAUCCUUGAACUCCUGAAGUAUCAUCAGCGCGUGUUAUACAUCGACAUAGAUAUCCAUCAUGGUGAUGGCGUUGAGGAAGCGUUCUACACAACUGAUCGUGUUAUGACCGUCAGUUUCCAUAAGUAUGGUGAGUACUUCCCUGGAACUGGCGACUUGAAGGACAUUGGUGCCGGUCGAGGGAAAUACUAUGCAGUCAACUGUCCUCUUCGGGAUGGAAUGGAUGACGAAUGUUAUGAACGCAUCUUCAAACCUGUGGUCUCCAAGGCAAGACCAAUUUUUGCCCCUCAUCGUGUAGGUUAUGGAAACAUUCCGCCCUGGAGCUGUCGUACUUCAAUGCGGAGCCGAUUCCCUGAGUGGUGAUCGUCUAGGUUGCUUCAACCUCAGUCUUCGUGGUCAUGGAAAGUGCGUCGAAUUCAUCCGCUCGUUUCCAAUUCCUCUUCUUAUGUUAGGAGGUAUGUUAUUUUUGACUGAGCAUUUAACUCCAUUUAGGUGGCGGCUACACAAUAAGAAAUGUGGCAAGGUGUUGGACGUAUGAGACGUCGAUUGCUUUGGCUACAGAGAUUCCUAAUAAUCUUCCUUACAAUGACUACUACGAAUACUUCGGUCCUGACUUCAAACUACACAUCAGCCCUAGCAACAUGGCAAAUCAAAAUACUUCUGAAUAUUUGGACAGAAUCAAGACUAAACUUUUCGAAAACCUUCGCAUGAUUCCCCACGCUCCGAGUGUGCAGAUGAUCGGUAGGCUGUCCUAUUUUGGUCGUUUUGUCUUCCCCUCCCCCCCACAUCAUUGUUGGAUGGCGCAUAAAUCUUCGUUCUGCACCACCAGUGACAUUUCGUUUCAGUGACAAGGGCUUACUUCAUAACUGCUCUUUUCUCGCAUUCGCCGUAUAGAUACUCCGGGAGACUGCAUGGAAGUUGAAGAGGUCGAAAAGGAGGCAAUCGAAAACGAGGAUCCAGAUAAACGGAUUUCGAUUAUGGCCGCUGACAAGGCAAUCCAUGGGGAUAAUGAAUUCUACGAUAGUGCUGAAGAAGAUGGUGUUGGUCUUAACAUCCAGAAUCCCUCCACCAAACCUUCCAAGGACGUCCAGAGUUACCGAAAUCAGCCAAAACGUGCCCGGACCGAUGAAAAAGAUGCACCGGCAGCAGCCAGAGACUCCACGAUGAAUGAUGCUCCCCCUGUAUGUUUUUUUCACACCUGUCAAUUCCGAAGUGGGAAUCAAGUUACUUUAAAGUGCUUUAAUGGCUUUUGUUAGCUAGGCUGUGUUCUGCUCAUGUCUGACGACCAUCCGCCACUAUAUGCAUGGCGUUUUUAGGCUGCACUCGAUUGACCAACCGUGAAAAAUAGUCAGACAGACUCGUUUAUCAGGAUCCAAGAGCUCACAUUUCAGAGUCGGACUGCGUGUCCUGCUAGAAGUAUAGGCAUUUUUAUUAAUACACGCUCCAAACUUUCCCGGGCAAGGUCUGCAAGUGCAUUUAUCGGUAAUCUCUUCGACUUUCGCGUCGUUCGUCCAUUUUCUCUUUCAAACCCACCGUUCUGUAAAAAAUGUUUACCGACAAGCUGUCAUCGUAAUCCGUAGAUGACGUUUCGGACUGUGCUGUCAUCUACGUUGACUGUUUUUGACUGACGACUUUUUCCCCGGUCUCCUCAAUGAUCGGGGGUUGUUAUUCUUAAGAUGCGAAGACCGCUUUCAGCCACUUAUUCAAAUUCUAGCAGGUGCAUGUGCGUUAAAAAAUGAACAAUUCUGGUUUUAAAAUUGCGUGUUGCCUUCCUCCCGCGAUUUCUUCAUCUUCCCGUCCUCAGUCAACCGAAGUUUGCACUAACUUUACAAAGUGGCAUACCAUCUUUGAAUAUUGGUGGCCGGACCCUAAUUUCAAAUUUAUUUCAGUCUUGUGAUAGCGUACUCAGCAAGAUUCUCUAAUAGCGAGUCGUCAGGUAAUGUUCUCACCCUCAUUCUCCGUCGUUUAUGGUCUUACUAGUUCCACUCUAGCAUUCUGGAUUUUCUCGCCCGAUUUUGCGCGUUUUAAUUCCAUGGUCAGGCCUCACUAGUUCUAAUAGUUUUUAUGCCCCCUUCCAGAAGGAAAACGAAGCCUCGGAGUCCGGUGACAAAGAGGAUUCGGAUCCCACCAUCGAACCUGCUUCUGCAAAGGCAACUUGA
Messenger RNA from Spirometra erinaceieuropaei, 3045 nucleotides. Lineage: Eukaryota; Metazoa; Platyhelminthes; Cestoda; Diphyllobothriidea; Diphyllobothriidae. The record is from the annotation of a GenBank genome assembly.